CACGCACGCCAACGGACAGACCUGCAAGCUGACUUCCAGCUCAUUCACAGCUCCACUGAACUUGUCUCAUGCUGCCGUUUUUUUUUUGACAGAGGAGAAGAAGAAACACACACACACACACACACACACACACACACACAGACACAGACACACACCUCCGUGGGAGAGCUCAGAUAAAGACGUGCCUUCAUUCUUGGAGUGGCGCUGUCACACAUUGAUAUACAAAUACGCAUUUAGACAAAUACACAGGCACAGUCAAGGAGCCAUCACACACACACACACACACACACACAUUUUCCCACAAAUUGACACACUCACUUCUUACACACACACAGGGGAGCAAACAGUCUCUCUCUCUCUCUCUCUCUCUUGCUCGCUCAGCUGCUCGCUCUCUCUCCCCCUCACCCUCUCUCUCUCCCUCCCUCCCAUCCACACACACACACACACACACACACACACACACACACACAAAACACACACACACACACACCACUACAGUAUAUCAGCGAGUGACUAGCGGAGAGCCAGAGGGGAGUGCAGAAAUGAAUGUGAAGAUCCUGACGCUGGUGAUUGUGCUCUUGGUGUCUCUGCUGUGUUCUGCCAGUGCUGGUCCUAUGGCCUCCGCGGAGCAUGGCAGAGAGCUCGAAGAGGCAGCUACAGUGAGAAAAAUGGUCCAGCAAAACCCUGCGCGGAGCGGUCAGAGCCACAGACCAGCCGGCUGGAAGAGGAGACGCCCACGGCCACGUCUUUCCCACAAGGGGCCCAUGCCGUUCUAGAGCAAGGCACUGCUUUGAGCGCCCUCCCAAAGGUUCUGAUUUCUAUGCUCUUCCUUUGCCUUGGGGGGCCUUGCAACGAAGGGCCUACGCUUGCCCAGCCUGAAGAGUGAUGUCCAUAGCACCUGCUGGUUCUUCAAGCAACUCUGUCCACAAAAAAAAUCAGGACAAGCCGCUCACCCUCAGCUCUAGGAGGAAUUGGGGGGCAGGGAAAGGGGGUGGGGGGAGUAUGGAGCCCGAGUUAUCAGACUCUAUUUCUCUGUCUCUCUCUUUCUCUUACUCUCACUCCCUCACUACUUAUCUAUCUCUGUCUUCUCCCAAGUGUUUUCAUUUUUUUUUUUCAAUUUUUACUAUCAUUUGCUUAAUAGAGCCCAAUCACAGCAAACUCCCUGAGUGUCUCACACACUUUGCAUGACAUGUGGUGGAGAGGGAGCCCGGUCACAACAAUCUGAGUCUUAAAGCAUCUGUCACUUCUCCACGGUGAGCACGGUGUGGUUUUCCCAUCUCUCAGAUCCAAGGUUACUGCAGCUACCGCGGAUUUCAUUGCUGUGUAGCUACUUAGUGGCUUUACUAGCCUGAGAGGGCAUCGAUUAUGUGAAAGGGCAGUGUCAGUUUUAAUAGUUGACAAUAACCAUUAUCAAGUUCAAUUAUGAUACUCUGGAUGUCUGCUGCGAAAAAGAAGUUAAAGGUGUUUAAAAUGGAAGAGAAAGACCUUUGAAUGGCAUUAUAUCCAUCGCUUAAUCAUCAUUAUUAAUGGUGCUUUGUACAAAUGAUAGUACGUCCACAUGCAAAAUUAAGUUGGACUGAAAAGAGAGCACAUUUUGUCAAAACAAUCUAUUUAAAAUAUUCUGUAAUCCAAAGCUAUUUUGGUGUUUCUGAACUCAUUAACACCUUGGGGGUUUCACUGACACGCUCAAGGUUACUGUAACAUGUCCCACCUUGGAUGAUUCCUUUGACCCCAAAUCCCAAUCCCAAUCCUGUCCCCAAUCCCCAGCCUUCUCACCACAAUGCUGCCCUGCGCAGCUGCUCUACACGACUGUUAACUGGCAGAGGCGGUCUGCUCCACCGACAGGCUGCCUUGCCUUUUAAUGAAGUGCCAAAUAAUAACCUUCUCCACAAUGCUGCCAGGAACGAAGGAAUGAAAGGUUAGGGACAAACACAUUACCUCUUGUUUGAAGUCUUGAUACACUGACACAUUAUGCAUUAAAAAAUUUUGCGAACAAAAAAUCCCCCGUGAGACAAUGUUAGCGAGGAGGACAGUUAAAUUAGACCAAAAAAAAAGAAAAAAGAAGCAAAUAUCAGCUCAGUUAAUAUGCCACCAUAAUCAGCCUACCACUAGUGCUCUGGCUGUUUCAAUAUUCAGCAUAAGGCUGGUUUGACCCUUUGACCGAAAUCUUUCACUAACGAAAUGCUAUGCCUUUCCAUCAUACUGGAAUAUAUUACUGUUUAUGUUUAUUUCUGUGUUGAAGUCGUUUUAUUUCUUUUUCUCAGGGUGCUGUGAUAGAGGCUUGUACUAGAGCAGUCUAUUUUGUGCAUUUAUUUAACAAAACACAAACAUACAGUACAUUUAAAUCUUAUAUGAGCAUAUUUUCGUAUAUUCCCUUACUCUCCCUCUAUGUAUUCACCUAUAUAGCCAUGUAUCCAGAUUCAGUCGUUUCUAGUCAUGAUCCUACAUUAUGUUGGGUACAGUUGCCUUUCUAGUCUGCCCUACCACAGCACAGGUGGUCGUGGCUUUGAUCAUUACGCUCAUUAAAUCCUGGAGUUAAUCUUUCUCAGAUGGAUCUCCCCAAGGCUGGCCGGGGCCACUUAGUCUGAGCUCAUUGUUAAAUUGGCUUAGACUGAAACCACACCCUUCCCCCCUUUUCCAAUCCUCAAACCCCUGCUGAUUCAGUGUGUAAUCAUGUAACAUAUUAGGACUGUAACCUGUAGAGCAGCCACCUUGCAGUCGUUCGUUGUGUUUUAGGUGUGCAAAGCAACUUGCCAGUAGUUGUUUUUCAUAUGAUUUUAGGUGAAAAUCUGAUUUCAAUCCACUGCGAUUCAAUCAGCAAACACACAUAUUUCACCACAUAAGCAACUGGCAGGUUAACCUAGAUUUGCCAACACCUUUUCCCUCUCGCCAUGUCUCAUGCAAAUAUUAUAAUCAAAAGCGGAGUCUUCUCAGUCCCAGCAUGAGAAGCUUUUAUUAAGAGGGCAUCUAAAAUCACAGUGGUAAUCCACCCAGCCAAGAUCACCUUGAUUAAAAAUGUAUUAAAUCCUAGGGCACUGUGAAGAGUAAUAAUUUCAGUUCCACCAUUAUUUUUUCAUAACCUCUCAGACAGAGAUGUAGAUUUCAUUAAUGCUCCUCGGGAGUGAGACAGCUUUGCUGAGGAUGUCUCAUGUAUUAUUGGGGAAGAUAGUAGGAAGAUAUGAGCUGGGGAUGGAAGUUCAAAGCCGUUGGAGUUUGGAUGCUGGAAGUAGACUGGGUCAUGACAAGGGGUUCAAAUCAAUAUUUCCCCAUCUCAGAAGUUAUUGUUAUGGAGCCGAGCAACGUCUGUAUCCGCACUGUUCUUCAUGAAUGUAUCCACACCAUCUGCACCAGCCAUGCUGCCCUUUCAGAGACCAGAGCAAACCAAUGUUUAUGUAAACUACUCUUUUUAAUCUUGGUCUGGUUAUCAGUUGAAUCCAAAAAAUCAAAAGCCAAAAAAUCCCACUGAUCCAAAGCCUCCGUUGUCAACUACUCCCAACAAAUAGACGUGGCUUUGCUCCAAGACUUCUCUGUGUGGGUUUGCAAAGGCUGCACUUUUGCAAUUCCAUUAUGCUGCUGGAAAAAUACACCCUGAAAACAAGAGUCUCUUGGUAUGGAAUGGUUUUCCAGUGUAUUGUGACAAUUUUUUUGUCUGAUUCUUGUCUAGCUGGUUGUCCAAAGCUUACUUUUUGAAUACAGUGUGAAAAACUGUAUCUUUUGUGGAUGUAACAAAAUAGAAAAGUAGUCUGCAGCACAAUAUGUCGUGGACACGUAAAAAGCUUUCAGGCAUUCUUUUCUUGUAGAUCACAGCCCACAGCCCUCCCCUGCACAUCAGGUUAAUGGGCCUUGUGGUGUGGAAGGACAAGCACGUCCAGGCUCAAACUGAAAUGGUAAACCAAUACAUUAUGCUCGGGGAGCAAAACCAUUUUCCUUAAUGGGCUUUUCCAGCAAGGCUUACACAAGAGAAACGAUUCCUAUCCUCCCAAUGUUUCCUCUCCAGUUCCUCUUCUCUGUGACCAUCACAAGGCCUGAGUAAUGUUCCUAUGCACUUGUUAGCAUGUUUUCCUGGUAGAAAAAAACGUUUGUUCUAAGAACUUGCCCCUUUGUGUUUAGUUCUUUUUGUCCAAAUGCAUUUGGCUGGGAGUGUGUAAGAAGAGGGGAUGAGCAGAGAGAUAGAUUUGCGUUACUGGUGGAGAAGAGAAUAAGCUAGCAGCGGGUUUUGAAACAUUAGCUUAGCCAUUGAUCUCUGUUUCCCGAUAGCUAUAGACACAACAAUCACACAAAAUGAUGAACACAAGAUUUUUAUGUUUUGUUUUUUUAUCCUACUGUCAUUGUAAACUCUGUUCUCUGCCAGAUAAAAUUCCUUUAAGAUGACAGACAAACUCAAACAUUUCACUCAUUGUUGAAAUGGAAACAGAGUUGGCAAGCAGCACAUUCCAUGAUUUUACUUUGUGAAUCUCUAAGCCCAUCAAACUGUAUCAUGUUGGCCUUCAGAGUGGGUGUCUGCAAGAUCAAGUGGCUGAUAUUCAAUCCAAUGGAUUCACACACUUCCAACUGGCUGGGCAAUCCAGAGGAUAACUAGAUUUAAUCUCCCAUGGGAAAUGACUAAGAUCUGUCAUUAUCUUGGAGCCUCAAAAAGAGACUUCCUACACCCAGAAUAGAUCCGGCCCCUCCUGCCUUGAUUACGACACAUUCUCCAUCUAUGUAAUCACUGUGUCCAAGAUCAGCUACAUUCAGAGCAAUCUGAGGAGAGAUGCAGUCUGUAGGCUUUACACACCAUCGCAACAGUGUUACUAGAUCUCAAGCAGAUACCAUUUUAAAGGAAAAUGUAUUACUCCUGAAACUUAUAUUCUGUUUAUGGUGUGUGCUCAUAUUACUCACCAGGCCAAAUGUACAGUCCCUGUCUCUGUUUUGAUGUUGAACUGGGCAAAAAUAAAUGACAUAAAUAAAUAAAUAAAACAAGUGUAUCAGAAAUGGUUGAAAUACUGUGUACAUAUUUGAACUUUUGGUUUCUAAUUUAUAAAAGAUAAGCUUUAGCUCUUGGAGUACUUAUUUUAUUUUUUCCUUUCAUGCGUAGCUUUGUGUUUUUAUUUUCUAUUUCUGUAAAGUGUGUAAAUAUAUCUUUAUGAUAAUAAGUAAUAUUAAAAAUCUU
Molecule: messenger RNA, 5149 nt
Organism: Anoplopoma fimbria (sablefish)
Lineage: Eukaryota; Metazoa; Chordata; Actinopteri; Perciformes; Anoplopomatidae
Gene: apln
Product: apelin
Exons: 3
Coding region: 543-776 (77 amino acids)
Biological process (GO): signal transduction
Molecular function (GO): apelin receptor binding; hormone activity
Source: RefSeq, a predicted model, not a curated record